GGGUCCCGGACCCGGAAGCGGAGCGGCUGAGUCACCCCGGCAGCGCGGCUGGCUGGGAUGCGGCGGCGGCAGCAGCAGCGAGCGGCGGGCGCGUCCCUGCGACACUGAGGCGCCCGGCCCCGGCCCGCCGGCCCCAUGAUGGAGGAGAUAGACCGGUUCCAGGUGCCCACCGUGCGCGCCGAGAUGCAGCCGCUGGAUCCAACUGCUGCAUCUAUCUCAGACAGAGACUGUGAUACAAGGGAGGGAGAGACUGUAGCCAUGAACUAUAAACCAUCCCCACUUCAAGUGAAACUAGAGAAGCAAAGGGAGUUAGCUCGUAAGGGGUCCCUGAAGAACAGCAACAUGGGAAGCCCAGUUAAUCAGCAGCCCAAGAAGAACAAUGUGAUGGCUCGAACAAGGCUGGUUGUUCCCAAUAAAGGCUAUUCAUCAUUAGAUCAGAGCCCAGAUGAAAAGCCACUGGUAGCACUGGAUACAGACAGUGAUGAUGAUUUUGACAUGUCCAGAUAUUCCUCUUCAGGAUAUUCUUCAGCUGAGCAGAUCAACCAAGACUUGAACAUCCAGCUGCUAAAGGAUGGCUAUCGGUUAGAUGAGAUCCCUGACGAUGAGGACCUCGACCUAAUCCCCCCUAAAUCAGUCAACCCCACCUGCAUGUGCUGCCAAGCCACGUCCUCCACCGCCUGCCACAUCCAGUAAUGAGGACGGCAGGCAGUGAUCAGUGCUUUCCACUAUAACUGUAAAACUUAACAGCCAUUGCUUCCUCCUAUGGUAGGACGUGCACCUCUUUGUGUUCAUGGAGCCAGGAGAAACCAAAACUCCAUUUUAUGAUUGAUUGAUGAGUUAUUUUAAGCUUUGGUUAACAGACAUAAGCUGCUCCAAGUGCCACGCUGGAGCCUGAGCAAUUGGCUGGUCUGGGAAGCUAAUGCAAAUGGGUCCAGUGAUCCCUGGGUCUGGGCAGGCUCUGGGUAUGGUUUGUAAGGUGGAUGUACUGGAUUGAGAAGGAUCAGAUGUGGCUGCAGUUAAUCCUAUCCGUCACAACUAAUCCAACUGUGAGUUCAACUGAGUCUAAGAUGUAAGAUCUUUCUAACCUGGGGAAAGGUUGAUUUUUAAUUCAUUCACUGAAACUGAUCAGUUUGUGCCAACCAAAAUUGUACCUGAAUAGGAACAGAGUGGAGUAUUCUAGACUAUGGCAGUGCUGCUGGCAAGGAUUAAUAUACCCUAGGAAUCAGUUACACACAAACAGAACAUGUAAGUGUCAUUUCAUUCUGGGUUAAUACCAAACUUUACUUGGACUGUCAUGUCACAGAUCUGAUGUAACCUACUGUUAUUUCCAUAUGAGAUUAGCACCAAACAGAUACAAUUCUGUUCACAAUCCGUCCAUGCCCCUCCUGGAUUCAUUUUACUGCAUUAAUUCAAUCCAGUCCUAUUUAUUGGGUUUUGCCUCCAAUGUUUAAGGGGAAUUUUGGGGGCCCAGCUGCUGGCAAAAAUCACAGUCCUUGUCCAUUUUAUUAAAAAAAUAUGUAUAUACCUAAGAAGAAUCAUAAUGAUACAGUCUUAACAUAGCACCAAAAAAGUGAGUUGAAGAAAGCACAUGGUUUUUACAGUACACAGAGGUUCAUGUUAUCUUGACUUUGAGCCUCUUAGUUCCUACAGAAGAGAUUUACCGACACUGUACGUCUGUGCAUUUAGUGUUGCCAUAUGUUAGCAGGAUAGGCAAUUUCCAGCAACAGGAGGAUUGAGCAGGUUCCCAUCAUGAGACGCACGAGGGAAACUGCUGUUAUCCCACCUCUGCCCUAUUCUGAGCCAGCCGUAGCUUGUGUUACGGCGGUGCCAGUAGUGAAGGAACAGUUGUCUUUGCACAAUGCUGUGCGUGUUCAGGAAGCAUGCCUCUAAGAUCAGUAGAUUUACUGCAUCGCCAAUUCAGAUUUGUUUUUAAUGCAAGUGAAUUUCCUGACUUACGAACCAUAUUGGCCUCCUGAUACUUCUUUUAAGCUUUUGGGGCAAAAGAUGCCCAAGAGUCAGGUGAAUAUAGGACCUGCGUUAAUUAUGCCAUCAGACUAAAUUCCUUGACAUGAAACAUGACUGCAUAUUCUUCUGCUUUAUCAGAAGGGACAAAGACUACCAACCUUGCUUUUAGUGUUUGCUUCAGGUUUUGAUGAUGAAAAUAUUGGAGGAAAACGAAAACAUUUUUCCAGUUUAAACUACUUCUGGGAAUUCCUUCAGAAUGCAACACAUAUGCUUAAAUUUCAUCUUCCUGGAGUAUAUAAAAUCCUUGCGUAAAAGUUAGGUGCAGUCAACUGAAUCUUUAAUAGGACACUGUCAGCUGCUUUUAAUAGUUUUAAUUGUUGUUGGCUUUUACUCUGUGUAUGGCAAGAUGCCGCAUAAUCUAGUGGUCAGAGCACAGGAUUAGAGCACAGGGACUCCUGGGUUCUAGAUCCCAGCUCCACCACUCGCUUGUGUGGCCUUGAGCAAAUCACUUAAACUGUGUUUUCCCGAUCUAUAAAAUGGCAGAAUACUUACCUACCUCACAGGACACUGUGAUGAUAAGUUGCAGUUGUUUAUAGCACUUUACAUCUGUAAGUGCUAACUGCCCUUUGCAAAUCCUCCGAGACUUUUGGAAACUGAAUAUUCCCCUAUUGAUCUAGCCUUUUUUAAUCACUUGGCAACUAUUAAGGUGGAAGUUUUCCCAAACGUUUCUAGAGAAGCACAAAUCGUCAGCCAUUGUGUGCCCAUUUCAUCUAUGAUGCCAGCAGAAAUGAUGAUCCACUUUGGAAAUAACUAGGCAGAAGAGGAGCUCUCACAAAACACUAUGUGCAGAGACAAGAUGGCUUUUGAUUCUUGGGAGUAAUGAGUAGGGAAUUUGGCCAAAUCUUACCCAAAAAAAAAAGAGUCAAAUUCUGAACUAAAAUUAUUUGACAGUGUCCCUUUAAAGGGCUAUAUUAAUACAGGCUUUCAGACUGCUGACUAAAACUUUAUAGGCUGGGACUACAUAGUGUAGUAUUCAUAUGAACACCAACAUCUUCAUCAUAUUCAUCCUCUGGGGCAGUGUUCUUCAUGUCAAGCACAGCUGCUCAAACUUUGCCCAACUGGGAGCAUUGCCUGUAAGGGGUCUGGUGCCCCAGAGCUCUGCACCUACUUUGUAUUUAAAUACAAUAGCAUGCCCUGUGCCAGACUACAGGUCCCAGCAUGCAAAGCCCCUGUCCUUAUACCAAGCGUGAGCUUGUAUGCAGAUCAAGAUGGAGCACUGCAUGUUGGGAUUAAUAGUCUUCAUAGGCUGCCCCACCAUAUUAAAGAAGAGACCUCACCUGCUGAUGUGAUGACUAUUGCCCCAAGUUAGCAGGAACAAAUGCUUUUAUUUCUUCUGGUUUAAAUUUUUUUCAGCCUCCUGCCCCAAAUGUCCACCCCACUCCAUCCCCAGCACAAACACACACCACCUUUUGGUCUGUGAAAUAAGCACAUGCUUCCAGUUUAACCCUUUAGGAUCUGCGUGAGAGAGAUGCUCAGUGUUUGGGGAAGAUAGGAGGGAGGUGAAGACUAUGUUUAAAUAUUAAUUACACUAAAAGUACUUUCAUGGGAUCUACAAACCAUGCUCCAUGAUGGGCGCUUUCUACAGAUGUAAGGAAAUCACAUGUUGUGUUUGUUUCAUUCCCCAUUCGCAAAGGGGUUUGGUUGCACAAACAGCUAGCUUAGCAUGAUCAGUACAGAUCCAUAAAAUGGAAAUUUUUGGCUUCUCCUCACUCUAUGCUUUGUGUCCAUGUAUUUCACCAGGGGGAUAAACUAGACAGGGUAGAAAGAAAAGCAGUUAUCAAUGUAGGGUUGGAUUCAGGAAAUGCAUUGAGAAAAUGCACACAUGGCUAUUAUAGAAAGUUGACCAAUAAUCCUGCUCCACUACAGUUUCUUACGCAGACUAUGAACUUGUUGCUUUAAAAAAAAAAGACUAUGGUGGAAGGUUGAGGGGGGGUAUUAAUCUGAAAAAUGGCUAGUUAAACCUGGCUCUCCCUGCAUGACCUCAUGUCCCAGACUUUGGGUUCAGUGGAUGACAUCUCUUGUCUCAUGCUACUCAAAGGGGAUUAAACUAUGCCGACAGUUCCUGGCAAUGUACCUGGCGAUUCUGUGGUGCUGUUUCUCAGCCCCAGGAGACGAGGGAAGAAAAAGGAGGAUAUCCCUCACUUUCCACUUCAGCUGGAGAACACAUUCAUAAAACUGCCAGAGUGUUCUCGUGUCAGCAGAUUGCUUGAAAGAGAGCACUUGAUAUCCCGAUGCAUCCCUUAUUUCAAGGUGACUAGUCACAUUAAACCACCUGGCGUUCUCAAGAAGAGUCUGACUUUAUCAAAAGUCCCAUCUUCCAAUCCCAAACCCACGAGGGCCACAUUACAACUCCACACAGGGCGAAAGCCUGUGUCACCAUUUGCUGAAAUUAUCACACAGACGCUGUUUGCCUGAGAAUUUGGAAAAUUCUCUUAUAUUGACUCUUGGUCCCCACAAAUUUAUGUCCACUUGAUGCCUCUAAAAUCAAAGCCCCUCUGCUUGAUGUAUAUUAGGAUUUUUAAUUUUAGUCACCAUAAAACAACGGAAUUUGAUCACAACCCCUCCUGUCUAUCAGGUGUUAACUUCCAUAUUGACUCGAGUAUGUGAGGCCUCAACGUACAGAUUUGGCUCGCCGUCUGGAAUGAAGACUGCCCCGUUUCCGAAGAUUAACACCAUAAAUAGGGAAUCUCUACAUUUCUGCCACACUGGGAUGAGCGAGUAACAGUCUGUGUGUGGUGUGUUGCUCCCUUUGAAGGAAUAUAUACUCAACAAACCCACUGUAAAGUUCUGUCUACCCUCAGUAUUUGUGAGUCACCUAUACUGAUCAUCCUUGUAUCUAAGCACCUGUAUAUCCUAGUAAGUGACUGGAUGCAGGGCCGGUUGGGACCAAGUUAUCUUGCAUUAGCACAAUGUGUUGCAAUAUAGUGUCCAAAAUGGGAUGAUUCAGAUUCAUUCUAGUCUGACUCUUCUUCUACUUAAAUGCCACCAAAAGUGAUCAUGUAGACGAAUUCAGUUGAUGCACUGAACAGUCACAUAGUCUGAAGUAGAGUUGCCAAGCCUCCAGGAUUGGCCUGGAAUCAGCAUCAAUCACCCAGUGACUACUGAAAGCAAUCUGGGAUAUUUUAAUUGGAUAUUUUAAAAAAAUGACAUUGUCAGGUUGGGGGUGGGGGUCGGAAAAUCUCCUGGAAUAACUUCAGUCAGAGUUGGCAACCCUAUUCUGAGGAUCUCCAUGUCCAGUGCCCUGGACCAUCAGGGUCUAGGAGCACUGUGGAGGCUAUUGAUCAGAGCAGCAUUGUGAAGCUCUGGAGAGGAGCCAAAUACCAUCUCAAAAGGAAGAGGGGGUGUCACAGGAAGUCUUAGAGUUUUUAGAAGCGGUAAAAAGGUGGGGAAAUCUUUUGGAGUCAGGAAGGGAGGGCAGGGGAGUCAAGUUGAGCUGGGCGGGGGGGAGAGGGAAUCUUAGCUGAUCGACAAACUGUCAUCUUGUAAUGAGCUUGGCUCACAAUCUUCUCAACCACUGCACUAACUUAUCACUGCACACUGAAAAAUGGAACGGAGGGGGCUUCCUGGUCCACUAGCCAGUAGUCCUGUUUCAGUCCUCCUGGUGCCCUUUUUCCAUGUUGCAGGUACGUGUACGGAGAUCUUUGGAAGGAAGGAACUUUGAUAUCAUCUAACUAGGCCACUGGCCCUAAGCUUGUCUGAUGCAAUGUUUUCCCAGCUAUGAAGCCAAUCCUCACAGAGGGAGAACCCGCCGAGUCCUUCUCUGACGUAUGUUGCUUGCCCCAUUACUUAUCUGGAUUAUAUUUUAGAUGUAGUAUCCUCCAGCUAGGCUCUUCUCUGUAAUCUCUUCCUCUGCCCUUUUUGCCAGCGUAUUUAUUCUGUCAGCCCAUGUGCCUUUCGGUCUGAUGUGCUACUUUGGCUGUCUUGUCUGUGCCUGCCUAGAGCUGAAUAAAUAGGUGUGGUGGAGGUAGCAGUGAAGCAGUGUCCCCACUGACUGGACUUGCCAGAAUAGCACUGGGCUAGUCAGGCUUACCCACACACAGGGUAGGCCAAACUGCUUCUCUUCAGCUUCUGUAUCUGCCCUCCAACUCCCCCAUCCCAGAGGGGGUGUUGGCUUCUCUUCAGCUGCAUCCCGGCUUGCACCUUCAUAGCUCAGUUGCUCCCCAGAAUCCUUGUGUCCUGGUGGUUGUGGCACCUGUUCUGAGGUCCCAUUGCAGCUAGUGCAAAGGAGUCUGGGUGGUUUGAUAAAUAAGCUGCUGCUGUACAUGACUGAGCAGAAACGAGGAAGAAGCUUUUGAAAGAGGACAGGACCCAGAUGAUUGCCAGGUGGGUUGGUGGGAGGAGAAAAGGAGGCAGUGAUUGGGGGUGCUGCCAAGUGCCUUCUUAGCUUAGGGCAGGUCCUGGUUGUCCAACCUAAUCUGCUUCAGUAAGGUGCUGUUACAGGCACGAUGCAAAUCUUGCUUGCUGCGCACGCAUCGGAAACCAACCCGAAAGCCAACGGGGGAUGAAAGAUGCUAACUACAGAAAAUCCGCUAAUAAUCUUAAUGAGUAGAGUGGUGUCCUGACCUCGGCUACACACUUGCUGUGACCUUGCCUCUGUCCAGGGCUAUAAUUCUAUCUCAUAGGGGUAGUGAGGCUGCAUUUAUCGUUGUCAGGUGCUUUAGGAUCCUUUGGCAAAAGGUGCUAGAGAUGACGGGUGAAUUUAAAACUGUCAGAUUUCUUUUAAAAAUCCAAAUCCAUAAAGAGAAGCGGUGUAGCUCCCCGUCCCUUUAUGUAGCGGCUUCUGAUGUUGCAAUGUGCCAGAAGGCCUCAGGGGGGAGGCUAAUCGAGAUAAAACCACACUGGGGAGAGCCAUUUGACAGGGGUGCCUUUCCUGGCUAUGGAGCAGCUGGCACUCGCGCAGCUGGCUGCCCAGGCCUUGGCUACUGCUGCUCCAGCUGCGUGGAAUGUGGGGGCGCGUCUGAGAUCCCGGCAGCGCUGUCCAUCGUCAGCAGGAUGAAGGCACGGAAGAGGGCACGUGGAUGUACAGGCGUGGGGGAGGUCAAGUUGGAUUAAUUGACCAAAUGGUGGAAAUGAGCAGCACAGCAGCAGAUCUGAUCUGUGAGGGAGUUUCCAGGGGAAGCUUCCUGUCUUGUUUUUUCUGUGGACGUAACAAUUUAAGGUAUAAAUUAAAACUUUCCUCCCUCUCUUGGCUUUCAGGCUUGCUCGCUCUCGCUCUCUGGGCGCUCCCUUCACCUUCCAUUCUUCCUCCAAACACGCACUCAAUAUGGCUGCUGCAACACAAAAGUAAAUUUGCCUUGUCAUCUGAGCAUUGCUUGACGCAGCAUAUAUGGGCCAUCGCCAUAUGCCCGGCAUUUGAAUCAAAGUUAACUCAUCCUUGUGCCACCCCUGACUUCCCUUCAGAGCGGACACCAGGAUUCAGGAGGGCACUUUUCUUUCUCCUGCCCUUGGCCCCUGUAUAAAUAGAGCAGUGUAUGGAGAUUCCCAGGCAGGGCCUUGGGGAGGACGGUAUGGGUUACAUUGUUUGGAUUUUUGUGACUUAGGAGCCUAGUGGAGGGUAGUAACUGUAAAGGUCCACUGAGGUGCAGGUGUGGUGUAGUAUGUUACAAGCUCACACAGUGCCAAGUCCAUAACUCCUAUCGAAGUCAGUCAGUUGCUGGUGCUCAGUCCUGUGUGUGCCCCCCUCGUGGGAAGGCGUAGUGGCACUUGGAGAUAGCAACUCUGUUGCUCAUCUUCCCUGAAAGCAUGGCCUCUUUCUCACUUUCACGCCGCAGUUCCCUGUGUCUGAGGGUUUGCUUCAGGCUCUGAACUGCGUUUCAUCAGGCAAGCCGGCCUGUGUUCCCGGAACGGCGAAUGUGAGCAUGGCAGGGACAGCGUUCAUAACCAGACAAAUCCAGACCCAGAAAGGCCAGUGGCUUAGCCUAAAGCACUGUGAACUGGAACAGUCUACAACAAACUAACAGGGGAGCAUCUCCAACAGACAGGAUAUGGGCACCUGCUCUUUUCUGUGGGGCUCAAUGUGCGCAGCUGGCACCUGAAGCUCAAGCGUUAAGCCCAUUCCUUUGUGUUGUGUAAGGUAAGUUGCAGUGAUAAAGGCAGUUUCCAAAAAAUGUGAAACCACAUCUCUGGGGGGGGUUAUGUCACCAUCUGCCCUGCGACGCUGGGUACCUUCAAAGCUGUGUUUGACAGCCCUGAUCCCAACAGCCAGCCUACAAGCUUGCAGGUUAUACCCAGGCUUCCAGUGCCCAGCCACUUUUUGCAGGGUGACCCCAACGCCCUCCAGUCCCAAAUGUUCCCCACAUUGUCUGCCCUGUAGUGUCCACUACACCAGGGUGGCAAUUUGCUGGGGUCCCCAGAAUUAUGAGUUACUGUGAUACCCCUCUCAGCCUCCACAAGUGUGAGUCUGCCUACUGCUAAGCUGUGUGACAACUCCUGACACACCAGCUUGUCUGCCUUGCUAGCAAACUCUUCAGGACUCUGCCAGUCCAAACCUGGCCUUGCAGGUAACAAGAGCAAACCCCAGCUCCCGAGUUCCCUAGAGACGUUCCCCUGCAGUGUCCAGCCCUCUCGCUGGACACACAGAUGUUAUUGUUCAUUGCUUCUUUAAAGAGCAGCCCAUCGAUUUAACUGGGGUUUCACAAACACUCUUCUUUCAAUCACAGCACUAAAUUGGAUGUAUAGUAGAAGUAAAACACAUGUAUUAAACAAAAAGUCAUAGUUUUCAGUGUUACAAGCAAACGAAAGUAAAAAUGUGCUUCUGAGACUGAAACUGAACUUCAGCAAGUUACAGUCUUUCCCUAAGCAGGUUUCUCAGGGACUUCAGCUGCUUUGGUUGAAGGAUCCAACAUUCUGUGAUGGCUACCAGGAUGGCUUCCUGUUUCUGCUGCUUU
Messenger RNA from Dermochelys coriacea (leatherback sea turtle), 8912 nucleotides. It is a transcript of the gene FAM219A, whose product is annotated as family with sequence similarity 219 member A. NCBI's taxonomy places the organism in Eukaryota, Metazoa, Chordata, Testudines, Dermochelyidae. Bases 136 to 693 code for a protein of 185 amino acids. The transcript has 7 exons. The record is from RefSeq and is a predicted model, not a curated record.